Messenger RNA from Plutella xylostella (diamondback moth), 1462 nucleotides. It is a transcript of the gene DNApol-gamma35, whose product is annotated as DNA polymerase subunit gamma-2, mitochondrial. NCBI's taxonomy places the organism in Eukaryota, Metazoa, Arthropoda, Insecta, Lepidoptera, Plutellidae. The record is from RefSeq and is a predicted model, not a curated record.
AUGAAAACUGAACUUCUUAAAAUAUUAUCACUUAAAACCUUCUUUAGAAUAUUAGAAACCAAUGGUAAUACUAUUAAGUAUUCUUUCCAGAAACCAAGUUUGCUAUUACUUCACAAUAUUCAUGUGCAAUGGUUACAAUAUAUCUGGCAAAAAACUGAUAAACAUGUUCCGGUGUACCUAAGUCACAAUGGUACUGAGCCUUUGUGUAAAAAUGAAGUACCAUCAGGAUUCAUAGAUAAUUUAGCAGUCCAUUACAAUGAUACCAGUAUCAUACAACAUAAUAUUCACAACUUUGAACCUCAAAAUGUAACUAAACUGAGAUUUAACUUGAAAGUGUCAGAGCAAGAAGUUAUGCCGUACUUCUUUCAGUGGCAAAGAUAUAGGAAAUACUGGUGGAGCUCUAUAACUACAACACCAGGUCUGUUCAGCAUCAAUGAAAUUCGAAACGGAGAUGAUUCUGCUGAGGUGGACAUAGUAGCCCAUCUUACAUGGGGAGAGCAAGUUGUAGAAAAUGUUUCUUUCAAAAAAAUAAAUGAUGAUCCAGCUACGAGCACCCUCACAUGUUCCACGAGCCUGGAGGCGGCGCUGAUCACACUGCUGGCAGACGGGCUCAUCAACAGCUCCAAGGAAGACUACCUGCGGCUGCACAGGAAGUUGGCUCCGUACAAAGUUUCCUUUGCUUUGCAGUGUGAUGAUGAUAAAACUAAGAAGACCCUGCAGGACCUAGCUAUCCUUCUGAACAGCAAACUGCAAGGAAAAAAUAUAUCGACUUGGUUUCCUGAAUUUAAGUUACCUGUAGAUGAGCAGCUUACUGUCAACCGCAAAAUGGGUGUGGUCUACACAGCGAUCCUGGACGACGCCGCGCUGAACAACGGAAUAUUCUACUUGAUGAACAGCAGCACCAUGUUGAAGGAACAAAUUCACGUAUCGGACUUUGAAAAUUAUGCGGAGUUGCUGUUUAAAAACUAGCAUUUUAUGUAGGUAUUUAACUAGUAGAUAUAGAGUGAGUGUUUUAAAACCAUCAUAGUUUCUAGUUAAAACAGAUACUAUCUAAUAAAAUUAAGUUUAACAAAUAAAAAAGUAAACACUUUUAGAUUUAUUUUAUUCACGAAAUCUUAUUGCAAGACCUUAGCACUACAAUAUAAAAGUAAUGUUUGAUCUAUUGAUGUUACAAAUGCAUUUUUAAAUUUUAAGUCAUAAUAUUCACACACCAGGGUCAUUGGCCAAUACAGAGUCCAUAUUCUUAUGGAAUAGGCUUUUUAUUACCAGUAACAAAAAUAAACUAAGCCUCUGAGAUGUUGAAUACUGGAGCGCACUACAGCGCCAAACUAAGUGGAUUUGUUAAUAGCACACUAUCUAAGACAUUCGAUGUGUAACAACGUAUGGAAGGCGCGGACAAGCGAACUACAUCCCAUACGCUGAGUGGCGCAUUCGCGUCACUGACACACCCUACACAAUACAA